This is a messenger RNA of Octopus bimaculoides (California two-spot octopus), 1070 nucleotides long. RefSeq lists its product as uncharacterized. Gene Ontology annotation, molecular function: guanyl-nucleotide exchange factor activity. Gene Ontology annotation, biological process: exocytosis. Gene Ontology annotation, cellular component: Golgi to plasma membrane transport vesicle. NCBI's taxonomy places the organism in Eukaryota, Metazoa, Mollusca, Cephalopoda, Octopoda, Octopodidae. The record is from RefSeq and is a predicted model, not a curated record.
GUUUUUUUUUUUUUUCUUUUUAAAGGUGUUGAAAAGCUAUGGUGAUACUGUUAUAAUAAUAAUUGUGUCUCAUGCGGUUUCAGUAAUGCCGAAAAGUUUUCAUUUGAUAAGCAGAACUUGUGAUAUGACCUCCUUUUCUAUAAGUUUAGUAAAACACUCAGGAUGUAAUUUAAAGAUUCUUCAGUUGACCAUUUUCUCGAUACCUCAACCCACCUCUUACACCAUUUAACUGUCUUUUAUAAGCUCCACUUCAUUAUCUCGUGAGGGCAAUAUACCUUUUCUUUUCAAUGUCCUUUUUUUUUUAACUACUGGGCUAUUUGCGAUCGUUACUGCAAACUUUGAUACACUCCAGUUAUUUGGAAUUUACCACUGAGGGAUUCUUCGUAUCAAAGUGUUUUCCGCCCAUCAUUUACGACUCUUCGAGAAAGCCUUACUUCUAAUGAUCUAGUCAUGUCUGCAAUAUCUCAGGUCACAGCCGAAACGUGUUAACAACAAACAAGAUGAGGACAAAUAUCCGUCAAAUACAAGUCCACAUGCAGUACCACUGGGUAUCAAUUCUAAUCAAAUGCUGCUAAAUACAGAAAGUAAAGCAGAAGCUCCUAGUAAUGGAGAUAUAAAUGAAAUCUUCUCAAAGACAUCUCUUGCUAUUGACACAAAUGAGGAAUCUGACAAGGUUGGUUUAGAAUUACCUGGCAAAAAAUACCAUCAGUUACGCCAUACAGAUGGCUUUUCUAGAGAUCGACGUCGCCGAAGUGCCUCUGUGGCUGAAGUUAAAGAACUAGCUACUGGACGUCUUCAAGAAGAGCUGAAGAAAGCUCAGAAAGAGUUGGAGUUAAAAGAUGAAGAAUGUGAAAAACUGUCUAAAGUUCGGGAUCAAAUGGGUCAGGAAUUGGAGGAACUAACAGCUUGCUUAUUUGAGGAAGCAAACAAUAUGGUUCAAGAAGCAAAUGCACGUCGUUCUCACACAGAGAAACUGUUAAAUGAAGCCAAUCAAAAGGUAACUUUGAAUUAUUGUUUUUUGUAUUUUGUGUGUCACUAAAAUACAUUUUGAAAUACAGAAUUUUCUUUAA